AUGGGGCUAAUCGCGUUUAACAGCAUACCUGAUACAACUCUCUUCUUGUCUUUCUUCUACAAAUCCAGUGAGCUGCCGAAAAGACUGACCUGUUUCUGGAUCUCUGACACCAUCGCUGGAAUCGUUGGCUCAUUCCUAGCCUUUGGCUUCCUGCAUAUCACCAAUGCAAGCGGUGGCGGUGCCUGGAGAUAUCUAUUUGCUUACGAGGGUCUCAUAACUGGCGUGAUUGGAAUUAUCGCGUAUUUUUGGAUGCCAGCAUCCCCCGUGCAAACCAAGGGAGGUUUACGCGGAAAGGACGGUUGGUUUACAGGGCAUGAAGAGAAGAUCAUCGUGAAACGCGUUAUUCGGGACGAUCCCAGUAAGGGGAGUAUGCACAACCGACAAGCAGUCACCCCGCGACGCUUUUGGGAGUCAAUCAAGGACUACCACAUGUGGCCCAUUUAUGCUAUCGGUCUAAUCUAG
Molecule: messenger RNA, 462 nt
Organism: Penicillium digitatum Pd1
Lineage: Eukaryota; Fungi; Ascomycota; Eurotiomycetes; Eurotiales; Aspergillaceae
Product: Major facilitator superfamily domain, general substrate transporter
Biological process (GO): transmembrane transport
Cellular component (GO): membrane
Molecular function (GO): sulfate transmembrane transporter activity
Source: RefSeq, a predicted model, not a curated record